CUCCAUUUCCAAUAGAUUUGGAGAUCCCAAAUAUUAAUACACGCAUUAUCUGAUUCUCUCUCAAUAUUUAUCAACUCCAAUAAGAGAAGCCCAACAGGAACGUAACAAUGGUGUCCGAUAGCACAAAGAUCACUUCAAAACCUUCUUCAUUGCGCUGGAAAAUCAUACGCCAGGCCCUUCUUCCCCGUCCGUCAUCUGAUUCUGAAAAUCAGUCCGAAAUCGGUUUGAAUCAGAUAUCUAGAAAAACGAGAAUUGGGUUUAAUUUGAUACCGUGCUGUAGAAUGAAUAAUGACGAUCUACUUGAAGAAAAUUCAGAUUCUGUGUCCAAUAGCUUCAGAGAUGCUUGUUACUGUUACAUAUUACCUGUUUCUAAUGCUCCCAAGCUUUUUAUACACAAAAGAGUGGAAGAUUGCGUGGAUCUCAAGGAUUUUGAAACCUGUAACAGAUAUGGCAUUGACAACACGGGGCUUGUUUUUCUUCCACAAAAGACAUGCUGCAGGGGCCUUCUUCAAUUCUUCCUGUCUUCCUCGUCUGCUGCCUUCUUGAACAAUUUUUCAUGUCUUCUUCAGUUGCCGCCUUCAGUUCUUUUCCCAAAAGACACGCCACAAGGGCCUCCACACGCGUCAACAAUGUGUCGGAGACUUACAGGUGUCCGAUACGUGUCGGACACCACUACGCCAGCAUUGGCAGCGUGUCAGUGGCCAUCAGAGGAUGUCCUUGCCUAUUAUUGCUUGUCGCAUGUUGAUAUGUUCAGGAGCAAAAGAGUAAUCGAACUUGGGUCAGGCUAUGGCUUAGCCGGCUUAGUUAUUGGAAUGGUCUCAGAUGCAUUAGAAGUAGUGAUUUCAGAUGGUAAUCCUCAAGUUGUGGAUUACAUCCAGCGUAACAUAGAUGCCAACUCAGUUGCAUUUUGUGGUACAAAGGUAACAUCAAUGAUGCUGCAUUGGGAAGUCUCAAGUGUAUCCAGUACCUAUGACAUUGUCAUUGCAAGUGACUGCACUUUCUUCAAAGAAUUCCACAAAGGCCUUGUGCAAACUAUCCGAUGCUUACUUAAAGAAGAAGGCCCGUCUGAAGCCAUAAUUUUUAGCCCCAAAAGAGGUGAUUCGUUGGAUAAGUUUCUGGUAGAAGUUAAGGAUAGCGGGUUGAACUUCAGCAUAACUGAAAUGUAUGAAAACGAAAUUUGGAGGCGUCAUCAAAGAUUCAUUAACGGGGAUAACUCCUGGCCCAACUAUGACAAGGAUCACUGCUACCCUUUAUUCAUCAGAAUUACACGGUGAACUUUUUUCCAUAUGUUGCCUGAAUUUUCCAAUUUGUUUCUUUCUCACUUCAUUUCUAUAGCAUGGUUUUUUAAUCUCUCACUCUUUAUGGAGUAAAAGCAUAAACUAUAGAAGAUCCGGAAUAAUAAAUAAUUGGUUGGCGGAGAAUUUGCUAUGCAUUUUCUUUAGUUUUUUA
Molecule: messenger RNA, 1449 nt
Organism: Olea europaea var. sylvestris
Lineage: Eukaryota; Viridiplantae; Streptophyta; Magnoliopsida; Lamiales; Oleaceae
Product: calmodulin-lysine N-methyltransferase
Exons: 8
Coding region: 108-1274 (388 amino acids)
Cellular component (GO): cytoplasm
Molecular function (GO): calmodulin-lysine N-methyltransferase activity
Source: RefSeq, a predicted model, not a curated record